Messenger RNA from Spathaspora passalidarum NRRL Y-27907, 1369 nucleotides. It is a transcript of the gene PHA2, whose product is annotated as prephenate dehydratase. Gene Ontology annotation, cellular component: cytoplasm. The annotation marks the transcript as partial. Gene Ontology annotation, molecular function: prephenate dehydratase activity; chorismate mutase activity. The record is from RefSeq and is a predicted model, not a curated record. The transcript has 4 exons. Lineage: Eukaryota; Fungi; Ascomycota; Pichiomycetes; Serinales; Debaryomycetaceae. Gene Ontology annotation, biological process: L-phenylalanine biosynthetic process.
AUCACUAAGGUAGUACCAAAAGGCCACUCCAUAUGACUAUCAAGGUAGCAUUCUUAGGUCCCGAAGGAACCUAUACCCAUCAGGCCGUGAUACAACAAUUUGGUAAUGAUGUAACUAUCCUUCCUCAAAAGGCCAUCAGCGAUUGUUUCAAAUGCAUAGAUUCCAAACAAGUGGAUUAUGCUGUGGUACCAUUCGAGAACUCUACUAAUGGACAGGUUGUAUUUACAUAUGAUUUGUUGCGAGAUUGGUUUAUCAACACCACUGAACCGGAAUUCAAAGUUGUUGCCGAACAAUUUGUUAGCAUUCAUCAUAAUUUCCUUACUUAUGCUAAGGACAUAGGCCUGAUCAAGACCAUAUAUUCCCACCCUCAAGUAUGGACUCAAGUUAGUAAGUUCUUACUGGAAAAAGUUAAGGCGGAUGUGGUUAAGAUUGAUGUUGGAUCUACUUCCAAAGCAGCAGAAAUUGUCAAGAGUGAGGGAAGUGAUGGAACUUCAGCAGCCAUAAGCUCGAAAAUGAGUGCGGACUUGUAUGAGUUACCGAUAAUGUAUGAAAGCAUUGAGGAUAAUGUCAGUAAUACCACCAGAUUCUUGGUGUUGGGAUACAAUAAGCCUCUUCAGCACGGAACAAAUGAAGAAGAAGAAGAAGAAGAAGAAGAUAUAGUCACUUCAGUUAUGUUCACUUUGAACAAUUCAGAGAACCCAGGGGCAUUAUGUGACGUAUUAGUACGAUUCAAAUCCAAUGGAGUCAACUUGAUUUCAAUCAAUUCGCGUCCCUCUCACGUCAAACCCUGGCAGUACGUGUUCUUCGUAGAAAUGAUUGGUGAUCUACAGGAUGGAGUCAACACUAGUCUAGAGCAAAUCAAACCAAACUGUUUAGAAUUGGUGGUAUUAGGAAGUUUCAAGAGAAGUUGGAGAUAUUAUAAGUAGACAUUAUGUAUAUUAAUAUACAAAUAGGACUAGGUACCAAAUUUUUGAUAUGUCCAUUCUUGGUUAUCUAAAGGACAAGCAUUUCUAGUUUUUAGCCAUCUCUUAAUACAAUGUAAAUGGAACGCAUGGUUACACACACCCCAAGCAGCAAUACAUUCUUCACUGCCAUUGGCAAUGGUGUUUGGUUGACAUUCAAUACAAGGCUCCAUUAAGUGAUUUCUACAAAUUGCACAAUUUUCAAUUUGCAUGUCCCAUGACCAAAAUGCAACAGCGGUCCACUUCUUAACUUCAAACUUUUGCUUGGAUGAUGAUUUGGUGGCAGGAGGCGUGGAUUCAGCCAGCUCCUGUGCUACUUCAUCUAUAUCCAUACGAUCGUCAGCCAUUUCAAUAAAUCUAUUACUAAGUGUACUGACGUUAUAAUGAAGAGUAUAGUGGAAACAAUA